CCCAGCUCAGUUUUAGUUUCUCUUCUUUCGCUAGAAGCCUCGCCGUGCCCAGCUGGGGAACGUCACCCUCGCGGAGCGCAGAAGCGAGCGAGGGGCCGGGCGGGUGCGGCGGUGGCCCGCAGAACCGCGCGCGCCGUUCGCUUUUCCUUCCAUUCGGCUGCCGUCGCGGUUGGCUUGCAGUCUGACACCGCGAUCGGGCUGGUGAGUUCGGGCCUCCCGGCCCAGGGCCGAGCGGGAAAGCGAAACCGCGGGGCUCAGCUAACGGCGGCGAGGAGCACGCGCUCGCUGGCCCGGGGCGCGCCUGGCCGAGCACCGCCCGCGCCCGCGCCCGCGCCCGCGCCCGCCCCCGGACUCCUGUAAGUUUCGAUUCUCCGCGGAGCAGAGUCCCGCGCCCCGGCCCGCGAGCGCCGCGCGCCAUGGCGGACCCGGAGGUGUGCUGCUUCAUCACCAAAAUCCUGUGCGCCCACGGGGGCCGCAUGGCCCUGGACGCGCUGCUCAAAGAGAUAAGGCUCCCCGAGGGGCAGCUCCGCGAGGUGCUGGAGGAGGCUGGGCCCGACCGCUUCGUGGUGUUGGAGACCGGCGACAAGGAAGGGGUCACCCGGUCCGUGGUGGCCACCACCCGAGCCCGGGUGUGCCGUCGCAAGUUCUGCCAGAGGCCCUGCGAAGACCUGCACCUCUGCAAGCUCAACCUGCUGGGUCGGUGCAACUAUUCGCAGUCGGAGCGGAAUUUGUGCAAAUAUUCUCACAACGUUCUCUCAGAAGAGAACUUCAAGGUCUUGAAAAACCAUGAGCUCUCUGGACUGAACAAAGAGGAAUUAGCAGUGCUCCUCGUCCAAAGUGACCCUUUUUUUAUGCCCGAGAUAUGCAAAAAUUAUAAGGGAGAGGGUCGAAGAGUGAUUUGUGAUAAGUAUCCACAGUGUGAAAGGCUCCACAUCUGUGAGCACUUCACCCGAGGGAACUGUGGUUAUACCAACUGCCUCAGGUCCCAUAAUCUGAUGGACAGAAGGGUGUUGGCCAUCAUGAGGGAGCAUGGGCUCAGCUCCAGCGUGGUUCAAAACAUCCAGGAUAUCUGCAACAGCAAGCACAGCCCAAAGAAACACUCCGGGCACAGAGCUCCUCCGGCCUAUCGUAGAGACCCGGCCUACAGAGGUAGAAGCAAGAGCAGAGACCGAUCAUUUCAGGGAAGUACGGAAUUUCUUCCAUCGGCUUCAGCUCCUUCUCCGAAGCCCUGCACACCUGCUCCAAAUCAAAUCGGCCACAGGCCUCCCCCGGAUGACGUGCCCGUAGAGGACCUGGCCCACAAAUUCAUGUGUUUGGGAAGUCAGGAUGGCCCUCAGCCCUCCCUGGUCCCGCCUCAGGCGGAUAAUCUCCGAGGAAGAGAGCAAGUGGGAGGAAGCCAGCGUUUUUCAGACAAUGGCAGCCCCGAAGAUCUCUGUUACGGGGAUCAAGGUAGCAUAUACCUCCCUUCUGAUUCAGCACCUGCUUCCAACCACAAGGGCCCUGCAACCUGGCUCAAUGGCAAAGGCACUGGUGGAGAGAGUUUGUUUCCCCAGAGUCAAGCUGCCCCUGGCUCUCCACAAACACCUGACGCCGUAACCGCCAGAAAGAGCAUGGGCCUGCUCUCCUCGGAGGGCGUGGACGCCGAGGGCAGAGGUGGGAAGCAAAAUGUCCAGUAUGUCCCGCUCUUUAAUAGUGUUGAUGCAACGGCCACGGAUAUAAGUUCCGCAAUACCUUUCAAUUAUAAAAUCGCACCCAGUCGACAGAGGGAAACACCGUUGCCUAGGAAUCGGGACACCGGAACCACGCACAGUUAUCUCCAAACGACUGGCAUAAUUACAGAUGUUGAUCCAGCAGCGGCAUCUGUUAACGGUCCAUACAGAGAGAAGACCAUUUGGGCUCAUAAAUCUGUCCACGGCACACUAAAUGGCUCUAGUCAAGUGGCGGAUGAAACCACCAAAGUCAAUAAAACUGGGGCCACCGGUUUUGACUUCACAUUGACAGUCAGAGGGGAGAAAAACGCGAUGUGCUUUGGAAGUCAGAGUCUGGAAACCCAGGUCCUGCCGACACCUCGGGAGACCACUGUCCCCACCCCACAAGUCUGUACUCAGUCCAAGGUGCCACCUUCCACAUCCUCCUCAAGCAACAGAGCCGCAGCCCAUGCAAACCAUGGUCAGAACUCUGCCCCAAUCUCAGUUGGCCCUGCCAGUGAGCUUGCAAGGACCCCAAGAUGUGCUCCGUAUUCUGCAUCGGAGAGUACUGGCUCUUCCAGGAUGGUUGAUUGUGGCUCGACGGAAAUUUGUCUUGACCAUCUGUAUAGGGGUUGUCAAGUUGAAAGCUGCAACAAAGUUCACUUCCACCUCCCUUACCGGUGGCAGAUGUGGAUUGCAAACACCUGGAUGGACCUCCAGCCCAUGGAGGAUAUUGAGAAGGCCUAUUGUGACCCCCAAAUCCGCACCUUUUCUAUCGGAAACAAAGACAUCGAUUUCCAGAAAAUGACUUGUAAUUUUAAUCCUAUCCGACGCAUCUCCACGCCUUCAUCUGUCACAGAGCUGACCAAUUUUGUCUUUGCCACAAAAUGGAUUUGGUACUGGAAGAAUGAAUCGGACACAUGGGUUGAAUAUGGAGAGGAGACUGGUGAUCAGCAGGCUUUAAGCAUCAACUCUUCCUACCUGGAGUCCAUCUUUCUACGCCACCCAGUGGGCAUCGUGCCGUUUCAGGCGGGUUCACGGAGCUAUGAGCUGAGUUUUGUGGGCAUGAUUCAAACAAAUGUAGCUUCCAAGACCCAAAAGGAUGUUGUCAGAAGGCCAACAUUUAUGUCUUACAAGGCUGUGGAGCAGAUUAAAAGUGGGCUCAGCUGUCAGCCAGCGCAGACCCCGCCAGACCCUCUAUCGUCGACAUUGCUUCCUCAGUGGGACUUUGGCUCGAGUGAAUAUGAGUUGUUAGAGAUCGAUAAUCGGUGUCCGGAAUAUACCAUGAUAAGUGAAUAUUUUAAAACUUCCAUGAAAAAUUUCAAGAUUGAAAAGAUAAAGAAGAUCAAGAACACAAAGCUCUUGAAUACUUUUGAAAGGAAAAAAUUGAAGAUGAACAACAGAACGGAAAAAACUCUGUUUUAUGCAACAAGCCGCAUCCAUGUGGAGUCUAUCUGUAAGAAUAAUUUUGACUGGAUCUUACAUGGAACUGGUGAAACCAAAUAUGGAAAAGGAAUUUACUUCACAAAAGAUGCCAUCCAUUCCCAUAAAAAUUGCCAGGGUGAUACCAAAAACAUCGUCAUGUUUGUAGCUCGAGUCCUGGUUGGAGAUUUUACUCAAGGAGAGAUGGCAAGCACCGGCCCUCCCCCACCACCGUAUGACAGCUAUGUGGAUAUAAGGCUGAAUCCCUCCGUUUUUGUCAUCUUCGAGAAAAAUCAGAUUUACCCAGAAUAUGUGAUUGAAUAUACUGAACUAGACAAACCCUGCGUGAUUAGUUAGGAGUGAUGAAUACAGAGUCAUAAAGGAGGCCAUCACCCUUCUGUUCACUUACUGAGCCAGAUUGCCCCACAUAGUACAUUUUUACAUUUCUCAUCUAGUUAUCAAAUGCCUUAGAUCAGUGGUUCCCAAACUUUGCUACACAACUGAAUCGUCUGGGAAGCUUUUUAACAAGUCCAAUGUUCAGAUGGCAUCCCGUGCCAACUAAAUCACCGUCUCUGGUGUGAGAGCUCGGCAGUGGUACUUUUUUUAAAUCCCAAGGAUUCGAAUGUGUCAUAGAGCUUGGGAACCACUGGCUUAGAUAUAACUGAGAAAGACGGAUUUCUAAAACAUCUGUAACUGCCAACAAGUUUCUCUCCCGGCUACUCUUCGUUUACUGUAGGACAUGGCUAAAUUUUGGUUAAAUUGAAAGAAAAUUAAUUUGGGCAAUUUGAGAGAAAUCUAAAAAUGCCUAUGGAAGUAAGGACAUAAGACCGUACCACCUUGGAUAGAAGAUUAUGGAAAGUUGGAGGGGGGGAGGUUUAGGAAAAUGCCGGGGCGGUGGGGAGGAGAGAAAAGGUAAUUUAAAUACCAUUACAGAUGUAACUGUACCGUACCUUCGUGGUAAAACUGAGUUGGGGCACACAUUUCUUUAUCUCUAAUGUUUAUUUAGGGGACCCCAUCCAGGCUCGUUCUCUGGGAUGCAAUGAAAAGAGCCACAAACUGGCUCUUUAUAUCAUUAUGGCAGAGUAGACAUUUAUAUUCUAAUAUAUGAUUAUAGAGAAGGUUUUCAGGUUGGACUUUCAGGAAGUGUCUGUAUUGUGGGGGGUCUGAGUUAUAGUAACCAGACUCACAGAAGCAUGACUGAUAAACCUGAGUGCUAGUGUAGUUGUUCGCUCUAACAGAUGAGGAUCGAGGAAUUAGGAGCAAGGCCAUCCCUACUGAAGGAUAGGCCCCUUAAGGAGGCGAGAUUUGUUUCCUGGUGAGCGCGGCACCAGAACAAAGAGAGCAAUGCUUCAAACAGGUCUUACACCUGCAAGGGGCUUCUUUUUUUCCCUAAAUAUAACGGAUUGUACGGAAUUGAAGUACAAUCAGUUUUUAAAGCAGAUGAGGUUCCUGGACCAAGAUUUCUUCCCUUAUCAUGAAUCAGAUAUUUCCUUCCAGUUUUUCUGUUCAGCAUUCUGUACCUACGUUCACCAGUUUCCUGUUGUGACUCCUGCCAGCAGACAUGUUAUCAAAGUUAAUUAGCAUUAGAGUUGAUUUUAUAUUAGAUUGUAGAUCAGUACAAACAUCUCCACAACCCCUUGGUUUAAAGGACUCCACCAGUAACAAAUGUAUAGAGAUUUUUUUAGGGCAGGGUUAUUUUCUGGUGGGCUUGUCACAAAUAGUUACUCUUACUCGCUUUUUUUUUUUAUGGUAGCAUGUUUUGGAGCUUUCAUUUCCUGAUCUUGGUUCUCACAUUUUUAGAGAUGCAAUUUGUCCAAAUCUGAUUGCCCAUUAGGCAUCUCUACUUGGAUAUUUCACAGACACCUCUAAAGUAACAUGUCCCCAGUGGAAUUCUCAAUCUGCCUCCUUCAAACGAAUCACCUUCUCCCCUAGUAUUCUCUAUCCAGAAGUCAUCCUUGACUUCUUCCUGUCCUUCUCCCAAGCUGUUCCCAAGUCCAGUUUUCCUUCUUAAAUAUUUCUUUGGCCCCUUCUGAGUUGUUCUUUACUUAGCAGUAAGAAUGGUCAUAUUUUAACUUUUUCUUUUACGUAAUCAUCUUUAAAAACACAAAUCUGAUCAUGCCUUUAGAAUAAAGAUCAAAAUCAUUAUUAUGGCCCCACAUGAUUUCUCCCUCCCUUGCCCUCUAUCAUUUAUUUUCUUCUACCGAAGCCACUCUGGCUUACUUUUAGUUCUUUGGUACACCUUUUCCCCUAGCUCAGUGGUUCUCAAUGAGCAUGCCUGCCUUUUUUUUUUUUUUUAACAAAUACCUUUUAACAUCUGCUUUAUUAUCCUCAAAGUGCAAUCCAGUAGUAAUAUACUCUACCUACACAUGAUUUCAGAAAUAAAUUUAAAAUUAAUUAAAAUUAACAUUAGCAUAAAAGGAAAAUAAAAGUUACAUUACUUGGGCACGGCUAUAUUAGAAGACUUAAUUAAGUAAUCAGAUGUUUACACCUACUUAGAAUGGGCAAAUUUACAAGAAGGUAGAAGAUAAAAAUUGACUUUAUACAAAGUAUGGGAAAAUGAAAAAGCAGGGAUAGGAGUGGACCUUAGAAUAAAAACUAGUGAUGCAUAACUUUUUUGAAUAUGAUAGUACUUAUAAGAGAAAUAUCGAAAUAGCCUUAAUUGAAAUAAAGAUACUAUGCAAGAAAAUCUACAGACUGUCAACAUGGAGAAAAUGAGGAAAUACUCUAUUUUUUGCAGACGAGCUGUAGGUCAUACAGGAAUGUCUAGUGAGACAUUCAAAAUUCGUGUAGGGUGCAGAAUAGUUUCUUAUUGUGAGGAACUGUCCAGUAUGUUGCAAGAUGUUCGGCAUACUUGGCUCUCAUAUACUAAGUGCCAAUAGCACCCUCUCCUCCCCCCAGUUAUAGGGCGACCAUGAACGCUAUCAGAUCUACUCACCCUUUCCAGAGCAGUCACAUUUUUGUCACAUCCCAUUUGUUGGCCUGAGAGCACUCCUAGGUGAUACAAUCUACUUACAUACAAGAAUUUCUUUAAAAACCCAUUUAACACCCCAACUCUGUUAAAAUGGAAAAACAGAAAGAAAGAAAUCUGUAAUGAAACUAAAAGGAUUUUCAGUAUGUAAAUGCUCAGGCAUGACUAUGCUAUCUUUCCGACAUCAUGAAGUAGAUAUUUACUCCUACUUACAGUGAACAGGUUUGAAUUUCAGAGUCGUUCCGAGACUACUUCUGAUACAGAAGUACAGGAAAAGAGAGGUAUGGGUGACUCGAGGAUGAAAAUCAAUGUUAGCGUGAGUCAUACCAGACCACAUACCUUCUCUGUAUGUGGUAAGGGAAAGAGUGCAAUUACCUUAACUGGUAUAAGGAUAACAGAUUGUCUAAGAGGGAAAAAUGAACGAUAUUCUCUCCGGCGAGCUGUAGGUCCUACAUAAAUGUCCAGCAGGACAUUAAAGAAGCGAAUAGCGUACAGAAUAAUUCUUCGUUGUGUGGGACUCACCCAUCCACUGCAGGACAUCCGUUCUCCCUGGCUGCCUCCACUCAAUGCCAGUAAUAGUUCUCACCGAUUAUGAAGCCAACAACCCAUCCACUUCCAAAGUACCACAGUGAGAACCACUGACUUAGUUAAUGUCUAGCAUCCUCAGAUUCGCUUACUUUUACCUCCGUAAGGAGUCCUUCUAUGGAGUAGAUGAGAUGCUUGCUUCCCCAAACCCCGGUUUUUAAAAAACCGUGUGUCCUCCUUUGUUCAUGUUUAGCAUCUCUCCAACUUGCGGUUGUCUGCUUUCUGCAUUAGAAUGUAAGCUCCUCCAGGGCUGAGUCAACCCGUCUUGUUCACUGUACCGUACCUUUUACUUCGCUGAGGGUCUGAUACGUGGGUACCUUGGAUACAUUGUGUUGAAUAAAGUAAGCUCAGCUGUUUACAUUCCAGCCGUUGAGUUGUAUUUCUUCUUCCUCAAGCCUAAUUUGAGACUAUCCAAUAAAGAGAAAUAUUAAUUUUGCC
Mirounga angustirostris (Northern elephant seal) is the source of this 7101-nucleotide messenger RNA. RefSeq names its product zinc finger CCCH-type containing, antiviral 1 (gene ZC3HAV1). Gene Ontology annotation, molecular function: NAD+ poly-ADP-ribosyltransferase activity; RNA binding; NAD+-protein mono-ADP-ribosyltransferase activity. Gene Ontology annotation, cellular component: nucleus. NCBI's taxonomy places the organism in Eukaryota, Metazoa, Chordata, Mammalia, Carnivora, Phocidae. The transcript has 13 exons. The coding region runs from base 417 to 3467 and encodes 1016 amino acids. The record is from RefSeq and is a predicted model, not a curated record. Gene Ontology annotation, biological process: positive regulation of type I interferon production; positive regulation of mRNA catabolic process; response to virus.